GCAAGAUCCCCAGUUUAAUAAUUCACCUGACCUCCAACUGCGAACGAGAAACAUGCAACACUCCCUUCACUCAGUGUCAAUCUCACCUCGACACCAACUUUUUCAAUCUGUACUCCUAAUGCUGCCAUCACCAUAGCUCAAGUCCGAGCCAACAAGCGGCUUCGUCAACAUCGCUAUUCUCUUCGGCAAAGAAAAAAAGAAGAAAAAAAAAAAGAAAGCAAAGUGAAUCACCAUUGCGGGGGCAUCGGAAUAAUCCCAACCAGACAGAGAUGCCGAUGCCACUUGCAGCGAAAGGUAUGACCAGCUGAUUUGUGAUUUGCCUCAACCUCCCCCCACAGCUAGAAUUGGCAUCAAAUGAUCGCCCAUCCUCACGCCCCGUCCAACCCUUUCUGGCACAAGGCGUCGAUGGGUUUUGUUUGUCUUCAGCAGUUGAUCCAGACCGUCAUUGCUUCGUUCCAACUCACCCAUUUCACUCAGUGGUGCUACCCCGCUUCGACCCGAAAUGAGGCAAGCAUUGCAAAACCUCCUACAUACCGCCACCCUGAGUGCCCAACAAGGAGGGCUCCAGCUCUAGGUGGCGAGAAUUGGCUGCUUGAAUGAUCCGGGGCCUACGCAAUCCUUUUUCUUGCCCUCCCUCUAAGGCCACCUAAUUCAGUAGUUUUUGAUUUUGCUGCAUCCUGCCCUUUUCUUUUAGCUCUUGUCAUCUUUUUCUUUGUUCCCCAAUAAUUCUCCUCGGUUACAUGCGUCGGCGAGUAAUCAGCCCACAAAACCACCGAAUCCGAACCCCACUGUCGUGGUCAGGUUGGGGCAGGUGUAUAUCAGCAUUUCCCCAGAUCCACCCAUCAUUCAAUACUCUCGAUAUCUACCUAGGUACUUAAAGAAAGCAGCCGCGAUGCCUCCUAUUAACCAUGCCGCAAUAUCAGUCGGCGUAGUCGCCGUCUCGGUGGCCGUCGCGGCCGCCUAUGCCGUGUACGAGAACCCCGAAUUUCGUCGAAUGGCCGACGACCUGAGACGCAGAAUUGCAAUCGCUCUUCAUUCACUCGGCGACGGCAUACAACCAGACGAACUUGAGCCUCGGUUUAAUAGGCCUGAGGAUGCCGAUGGAUUCCUGCAGUCUCGUGCCGAUGCCGGUGUUGAUGCCGAUGAGGAGACCAAGAGGCGGCAGCGAGAUGAGCUGAUGUACUGGAACGCUGUGCGUCUGGAGAAACAAGAAAAGGCGGACAAUGAGAAGCAGACCGAAGACGAAGAGUCGUCAUUCCAGCGCAAUUCAAUCUAUAGUUCGACCACGUUUGACAGCUUCCUCCAGCGUGAUAAGACGGGCGAGCAAGGUACCUACGUUCUCAACACCGGCGCUGACCCUCGGCCGAACGACGAGGGCCUGAUCCGUCGUCGGGGAGGCGGCUCCGAAGGCGUUCGUGGGCUCAACUCGUCAUUCUUCAGCGCGAACCCCUUCUCUGAUGAACAUGGAAUCGACAUGGACGAUGACCACUUCGCUGCCAACGUAAGGACCAUGUCGCCAGAGAAGGAUGAGGCCAUGAGCGACAUUUACAAUGCCACCGCCCCCCCAUCGCCGUCCCGAGCUGCCUUUGUCACUUCUACGUCUGCCGACCAUAACAUCGCCACAAUUCUCUUCGACGCGCAACAGCACGUCGAGCGGCUCGAGCAGGAGGUCAAGGCACGUUCCGAUUCCAGCCUGACGAUGGAACUCGAACCCAGCAAAGCUGAGGACACUCAGAGCGUCGAUAAUGAGGGCACCCGUGACGCAUAUGCCAGCAUACAGGCAUGGGCACAAGGCUCGCAGAAUUCGACAAAGGGAUUCUACUCGCCGUUGCCGACAACCCCCGAGGCGCCACUUUCAGAGGCUGAAAUGGUGUCGGAAGGUGCUCUCACCCCAACCGACUCCAUGUCGGUUAUCAGCGCCCCGCAGGGUGCCGGUAACGAAUCCACCUCGGCUCGAGGCGCCGAUACCAAGUCUCAGGCGUCUUACGAUCUUGUCAGUGAUGAUGAGGACAACAUCCCAACCCCGGUUAGCUGGAGCGAGAUUGGCAGUGUUGUCAGCGAGCAUGACGUCGGCCCGGUUCAUGCUUGAUUCAAGUACUGGACAUGAUUCAUUUUGAAACGAGACAUACUAUAGCACACGCUACUCUCACUGUCUGCCGAGUUCUGUUCUAUGUUUUGUUUUGCUCACACGGAGUUCAAGGUCACAGGCAUGGGAGUUACCUCGGAUCGAGUUUAUUGAAGUUUAGGAUAGGGAUAUAUGUGGAAUAAAUGCACGUUGAAGCAAUCAACUGAAGUGGUGGGCAGGCCUCACAUGGGAAUCACGUUGUGGAGAUACAUUUCUAGAAGCA
This is a messenger RNA of Pyricularia oryzae 70-15, 2348 nucleotides long. RefSeq lists its product as uncharacterized. The transcript has a single exon. The record is from RefSeq and is a predicted model, not a curated record. The coding region runs from base 893 to 2089 and encodes 398 amino acids. NCBI's taxonomy places the organism in Eukaryota, Fungi, Ascomycota, Sordariomycetes, Magnaporthales, Pyriculariaceae.